Messenger RNA from Oryza sativa Japonica Group (Japanese rice), 1433 nucleotides. The record is from RefSeq and is a predicted model, not a curated record. NCBI's taxonomy places the organism in Eukaryota, Viridiplantae, Streptophyta, Magnoliopsida, Poales, Poaceae.
GCAGGAGCUAUAAAAAGAAGCAGGAAGCCACUCGCUCUCCUCACAGCCACAGCUCGCCAUCGUCGUCGUCGUCGUCGUCGUCUCCGGCUCCGGCAAGAGAGCUAGUAGUGAGUAGUAGAAAGAAGAAGAGGCAAAUUAAUAGUAAUGGAGGGGAAGGAGGAGGAUGUGAGGCUGGGGGCGAACAGGUACACGGAGAGGCAGCCGAUCGGGACGGCGGCGCAGGGGGCGGAGGAGAAGGACUACCGGGAGCCGCCGGCGGCGCCGGUGUUCGAGGUGGAGGAGCUGACGUCGUGGUCGUUCUACCGGGCGGGGAUCGCGGAGUUCGUGGCGACGUUCCUGUUCCUGUACAUCAGCAUCCUGACGGUGAUGGGGGUGAACAAGUCGGCGUCCAAGUGCGCCACCGUGGGGAUCCAGGGCAUCGCGUGGUCGUUCGGCGGCAUGAUCUUCGCGCUCGUCUACUGCACCGCCGGCAUCUCCGGCGGGCACAUCAACCCGGCGGUGACGUUCGGGCUGUUCCUGGCGCGGAAGCUGUCGCUGACGCGGGCGGUGUUCUACAUGGCGAUGCAGUGCCUGGGCGCCAUCUGCGGCGCCGGCGUGGUGAAGGGGUUCCAGCGGGGGUUGUACAUGGGCUCCGGCGGCGGCGCCAACGCCGUGAACCCGGGGUACACCAAGGGGGACGGGCUCGGGGCGGAGAUCGUGGGCACCUUCGUCCUCGUCUACACCGUCUUCUCCGCCACCGACGCCAAGCGCAACGCCAGGGACUCCCACGUCCCCAUCCUGGCGCCGCUCCCCAUCGGCUUCGCCGUCUUCCUCGUCCACCUCGCCACCAUCCCCAUCACCGGCACCGGCAUCAACCCCGCCCGCAGCCUCGGCGCCGCCAUCGUCUAUAACCGCGCCCACGCAUGGCACGACCACUGGAUUUUCUGGGUUGGUCCGUUCAUCGGAGCGGCACUGGCGGCCAUCUACCACGUGGUGGUGAUCAGAGCAAUCCCCUUCAAGAGCCGGGACUAAUUAAUUACCAUGCACCAUCAUCUUAAUUAAGCGAUAAUUACUCUGAAAUAAUCAACCGAGUUGAUGCUGCAAGAUGAUGGAGGAUCAAGUCUCUACAGUACUACGUGUGUUAUUACCGUCUGGUGAUCGAUGAAGCUAGCCGCUGCAUAAUUAUAAGCGCGUUUAUAUAUAUCUGAUGUUGCUGUAAUUAUAUCUAUGUGUACGUAGUAUGUUUGGUGUGAGAAAUGGUACUUGUGUGUGCGGAGGCAUGCAUGUUCUUGGUUGCACGCCUUCAGCUAUAUAUAGCUUUGCAUCAAUUCCAUCUCCAAAUGUGAAUUUUACUAGUUACUAUUUUUACCUCCUCUCAUCCCCUCUUAUGUUAUGUGUGAUCAAGUAUUUGAUCCCCUCUCGUUAAGUAAAUGUUAAGCAUGCGUAUUUGUAAA